Messenger RNA from Perognathus longimembris pacificus (Pacific pocket mouse), 2256 nucleotides. It is a transcript of the gene Tssk6, whose product is annotated as testis specific serine kinase 6. Gene Ontology annotation, cellular component: cytoplasm. Gene Ontology annotation, molecular function: tau-protein kinase activity; ATP binding; protein serine/threonine kinase activity. Lineage: Eukaryota; Metazoa; Chordata; Mammalia; Rodentia; Heteromyidae. The transcript is spliced from 2 exons. The record is from RefSeq and is a predicted model, not a curated record. Gene Ontology annotation, biological process: protein phosphorylation; microtubule cytoskeleton organization; intracellular signal transduction. Bases 302 to 1123 code for a protein of 273 amino acids.
GUCCCCCACGUUCCCGCCCGUGCACAGCGCAGCGCUUGGGUCACAAAGCGCGCGGGGCUUGGGGGGGCGCGCGGGGCGGGGUCCCCAGCCCGGGGCCGAGUGAGUGACGCCCGCGGUCACUUCACAAGGCAGAAAUUGUUACCCGGGCGAUAAAAGGCAUCGCGGCGGGCGGCGCUCGGGAGUGGGCACAUGGGGGUGCGGGGGCGCGGGUGCCAACCGCCAUGGGUUAGGCCCGAAAUCGGAGUCCGGCCGCCCCCCGACAGCAGCCGCCUCCUACUCUCCGUGCGCCUUGGGCGCCACCAUGUCGGGCGACAAACUCCUGAGCGAACUCGGCUAUAAGCUGGGUCGCACGAUAGGCGAGGGCAGCUACUCCAAGGUCAAGGUGGCCACGUCCAAGAAGUACAAGGGCACGGUGGCCAUCAAGGUGGUGGACCGGCGGCGAGCGCCCCCGGACUUCGUCAACAAGUUUCUGCCACGAGAGCUGUCCAUCCUGCGGGGCGUGCGGCACCCGCACAUCGUGCACGUCUUCGAGUUCAUCGAGGUGUGCAACGGCAAGCUGUACAUCGUGAUGGAGGCGGCCGCCACCGACCUGCUGCAGGCCGUGCAGCGCAAUGGGCGCAUCCCUGGCUCGCAGGCGCGCGACCUGUUUGCGCAGAUCGCGGGCGCCGUACGGUACCUGCACGACCACCACCUGGUGCACCGCGACCUCAAGUGUGAGAACGUGCUGCUGAGCCCCGAUGAGCGCCGCGUCAAGCUCACCGACUUCGGCUUCGGGAGGCAGGCGCACGGCUACCCGGACCUGAGCACCACCUACUGCGGCUCAGCGGCCUACGCGUCCCCCGAGGUGCUGCUGGGCAUCCCUUACGACCCCAAGAAGUACGACGUGUGGAGCCUGGGCGUGGUGCUCUACGUCAUGGUCACCGGGUGCAUGCCCUUCGACGACUCGGACAUCGCCGGGCUGCCCCGGCGCCAGAAGCGCGGCGUGCUGUACCCCGAGGGCCUCGAGCUGUCGGAGCGCUGCAAGUCCCUGAUUGCCGAGCUGCUGCAGUUCAGCCCGUCCGCCAGGCCCUCGGCCGGCCAGGUCGCGCGCAACGGCUGGCUGCGCGCGGGGGACUCCGGCUAAGGGCCGGGGCUCCCGCGGCUGCCGCGGUUCCCGCCCCGCGCCCGGCACUGAGCCAGCGCGGCGCACGCGCGAAAGGCAGGCGCGCUUCCCCCGGGCCCGCGAAGCCGCGGUCGCCUUCGCCGCCGCCGCGCUGCCGCCGCCGCGCACCACUGCGCACGCGCGCCCCUUUCCUCUCCCUCCUCUCCUCACCUCCCUUGCGGGGGCCCGCGUGGCCCCCGGGUGGAAGCGACCUAGCGUGUUCUCUCAGAGUCCGAGAGCCGGAGGGCGCAUGCGCAUCCUUGAAUCCCCGCGGGAAGGCCCCGGGAAGGGCGGGAGGAGAGGACAAGGACGCAUUGCGCCUGCGUGGAACGAGCGCCGCCGCCGGCUGCGCGGGAGCCGGAGCGGAUUUGUCGCCCGCCAGCGGGCGCGGGCGGAGGGCGUCGCUCCCCGGCCAGCCGCGGGCGCCAGGUUCCCCGCCGGAACCUGCAAUAAACUCGCUCUUCCUCGCACCUGGCUGCAGCGGUGGCCGCUUUCACGGAGCUGGGGGAAGGGGGUCGCUCGCCCUGGGGGAGGACAAGGCACGCUGGCGACCGGGCUUCAGGCCUCCACAGGGAAGUGGGAGUAUUCGAACCCGAGAUCACGGGGCCUAGUCGCCCUUGGGGUCGCAGCGGAGCUACCGACGCAGGGGCGGGGCGGCCCAGGGGCGGGGGAGGACUAGACCCCAGGCCCUCCCAUCCCCUGCUGCCUGAGCCGAGCCCCGUGCAUUUGGAGAAACUGAGUCCCCGCCAGCGUCCUUUGGCUGGAACCUAGGACCCAGGCGUGGUGGGGGCCGCGGCGGACAGGAGCCCGCCCCUCGGUUCCUCAAGUGUGCACCGAGCGCACCUGCUGCGUCCGGGACCCGCCCGGGAGCGAACCCGCGGAGGAGAAUAAAAGCGUGGCGUGGACGCACGUGCUUCCUGUCCUGGCUCAGAUGUCAGGUGGGCACCACCAUGCCCAGUAUUCAGAAGGGGUCUCAUAUGUAUGCCUGGGCUGACAAGGAACUGUGAUCCUCUUGAUCUCUCUCACCCCCACCCCCCAAGGUAGCUUACCUUACAGGGCUAGGCACCAGUGUCAAAGUAACAAUCUUGUUCCUAAAUUGAGACCUGGGAGGUGAG